This is a messenger RNA of Rosa chinensis, 1430 nucleotides long. RefSeq names its product E2F transcription factor-like E2FE. Gene Ontology annotation, cellular component: RNA polymerase II transcription regulator complex. The coding region runs from base 95 to 1135 and encodes 346 amino acids. The record is from RefSeq and is a predicted model, not a curated record. NCBI's taxonomy places the organism in Eukaryota, Viridiplantae, Streptophyta, Magnoliopsida, Rosales, Rosaceae. Gene Ontology annotation, molecular function: RNA polymerase II cis-regulatory region sequence-specific DNA binding; DNA-binding transcription factor activity, RNA polymerase II-specific. Gene Ontology annotation, biological process: regulation of transcription by RNA polymerase II. The transcript has a single exon.
AUCCUUCAGAUCCCCACAAACCCAAACGCUCGUAAAUUUCAAAUUUCAAACCCAAACCCUCUUCUCUCUCUCUAACGGUCCUUUCAAUUCGACCAUGUCCUCCUCCGCCGCCGCCGCCGUCGAUCGUCCUCCGGCCACCACCACCACCACCCGCCGCGACGCCUCCUACAGCCGAAAGCAGAAGUCCCUGAGCCUCCUCUGCUCCAAUUUCCUCAGCCUCUACAACCGCGACGACGGCGCCACUGCCCUGAUCGGCCUAGACGACGCCGCCUCCCGCCUCGGCGUCGUCCGCCGCCGGAUCUACGACAUCGUCAACGUGCUGGAGAGCGUCGGACUGCUGUCAAGAAAGUCCAAGAACACGUACACGUGGAAGGGUUUCGGCGCGGUCCCUAACGCCCUGAAGGAGCUCAGAGAAGAAGGCCUGGAUCUGACUCCGAUCCCGGCGGCCUGCAAUAACAACCCCCUGGAUGAGACCAAGAGGGAAAAGUCUCUGGCGCUUCUGGCGCAGAAUUUCGUGAAGCUGUUCGUGUGUACCGGAUCGGAAUCGGAAUCGAUUUCUCUUGAUGAAGCUGCAAAAUUACUGCUUGGAGUUGGAGAUGCUCACAAUGUAUCAGUGAUGAGGACAAAGGUGAGGAGGAUCUAUGACAUUGCGAAUGUGUUAUCGUCGGUGAAUUUGAUUGAGAAGACUCAUACGGCGGAUACAGGGAAGCCGGCGUACAGGUGGUUGGGGCUGAAUGGGAGAAGAGAUGGUUUGAAUUUGAAUUCGGAGCUGAAUUCGGAGCAGGCUAAGAAGAGGAGCUUUGGGACAGAUCUGACGAAUGCGAGUAGUAAGAGGAGCAAGGUUGUGGAGAAGAGAGUUCAAGAUCAGGGUGAGGUUGAGAACUGCAAUUCGGAUGGCGGUGGUGGGGCGAAGGAGAGUUCGAAGAGCUACCAGUUUGGUCCUUUCGCUCCGGUGGCGGUUCCAAGAGCUAGGAAGGGUGUUGACGUCAACAAGGUUUGCUGGGAGAGUCUGGGGGCUUAUUAUCGGCCUCAGUAUCAGAACCAAGCGAUGAAGGAGCUGUUUUCGCAUUAUAGGGAAGCGUGGAUGUUGUGGAACUCUCAAGUUGCUGAGAAGAAUCCAAUUCAGAGUUCUUGAUGCUUCAAGGUACAUUGCUUCGAUUCGAUUCUCAUUGUUUUGUUGACUCGACAAAGAAGAGAUGGGUUACCUGCAUAUUGUUGGACUCAUAUUUCAUUUUGGUUUUGGUGACAUUGUUAGUCUCAUUGUAUUGACAUUCGACACAGAUUUAUUGGUUGCUUUGUUUUGUGCAACUGAUGUGUAUUCCCUAUCCUUGUACUCUCAGCUUUCCUCAUUUUGAGUUUCCUAUAUCAGCAAGGAAAAGUUUAUAGAUUGUUACCCAACAUUGGCAUAUGAAUGAAAAAGAGCAUCUACU